AUGGGAAAUCAAUGUACAGGCGUUGACGAUUUCUAAGGAUAACAAUUUGCUCCAAACAUAUCAGUUUAAGACGAAGUGUUUGUAGAAGGAAGAGUUCCAAUAGUUGGGUAGAAUCCUAGUCGAUUUAACGAUGAUGAUAUGAUAACGGUGUAUUAAUCAAACAAUAAUAAAUUGAAUUAUGGGAGAAAUUCUCUAGGAUAAGGGUACAUGACAGCCAUGAAAUAUAAUCUAAAAGAUAACAUCUCUAUCUAAGCAUCUUCACAUACAUUGAUGAACUAGCAAAAUGCUGCUCUGAUGAUAACUAUUAAAAGCAAUGAUAUCUUGUUGAUAAAUUAAAGAGGUUAGGAGUGUGUAAGACAAGGAGUAGAUUUGGUUUGUUUAAUUGAUCAUAGUGGUAGUAUGCAAGGAGAAAAAAUAAAGUUAGUUAGAAAAACAUUAAAAUAGAUGCUAACAUUUUUAUAGCCGUGUGAUAGAUUAUGUUUGAUAAUGUUUGAUUGCAAGGUUUACAGAUUAACAAGACUUAUGAGAGUUACUUAAGAAAAUGUUUAAAAAUUCAGAGUAGCAAUAUCGUCACUCUAAGCAAGAGGUGGAACUGACAUAGGGAAUGGUAUGAAGAUGGCCUUAUCAAUUUUGAAACAUAGAAAAUACAAGAAUCCUGUAUCUGCAAUAUUUUUGUUAUCUGAUGGAGUCGAUGAAGGAGCCGAAGAGAGAGUGAGAGAUGAUUUAAUCUAAUAUAAUAUUCGUGAUUCAUUCACAAUCAAAACAUUUGGUUUUGGAAGAGAUUGCUGUCCUAAAAUAAUGUCAGAAAUUGCUCAUUAUAAAGAAGGAUAAUUUUACUUUGUUCCAAAUCUUACUAAUAUUGAUGAAUGUUUUGCUGAAGCAUUGGGUGGUCUGGUAUCAGUUGUAGCAAACCAUGUUCAGUUAUCAGUCUAGCCAAUGCAUUCAAAUAAGGUCUAAAUUAAGAAGGCCUAUGGCGAUAAGUGGACUUAUGAUUCCUGGAAGGGAGUCUUCACUCUCUACUAACCACAUCUACUAUCUGGUGUGAGAAAAGAUUACAUUUUUGAAGUAGCUGAUUACAAGACCUCUGGCAAACAAGAAAUUAGGGUUCUGUUAUAAGCUGAUCCUGUUGAGGGUGGAGAUAAAGUUACUAUUGAAUAAAUUAUUGAACUCUAGAAUUCAGAUUUAUCAAAUGAAGUUCUUCCUAAUUAUUAUAGGGUCAAAGGUGCAGAAUGUUUUGAAUAGGCAAGAAUUUAUGCUGAAUAAGGAUAAUAUUAGGCAAGUCAAUAGAUUCUUAAUAACAUCAAUACAGAAAUUAAAUUAUAAAAUUUCAACGAUCCAAAUCUAUAAGUAGUUCAAACUGAUCUGGAAAUGGCCAGCAAUUUCUGUUAUCCUGGGUAAUUUGAAAAUGAAGGCAGACAUCAUAUGCACUAAUUACACAUUGUUCAUAUGUAUUAAAAAUCAAGGGGGGUCUAAAUUAAUCAAAAUUAACAAGGCUAAGUGAUCAGUCUUGAUUGCCAAUAUUAAAAUAAUCUACAAAAAUAAUAUAAAGAUUAAACUAGGUAAACUAAAUAAAAUGAUCCUAAUUAUUGGAAUGAUUGUUGA
Paramecium tetraurelia is the source of this 1602-nucleotide messenger RNA. RefSeq lists its product as uncharacterized. NCBI's taxonomy places the organism in Eukaryota, Ciliophora, Oligohymenophorea, Peniculida, Parameciidae. The transcript has 5 exons. The record is from RefSeq and is a predicted model, not a curated record.